Messenger RNA from Suhomyces tanzawaensis NRRL Y-17324, 1146 nucleotides. RefSeq names its product pyridoxal-phosphate-dependent aminotransferase family protein. The transcript has a single exon. Gene Ontology annotation, molecular function: L-serine:pyruvate transaminase activity; L-alanine:glyoxylate transaminase activity. The coding region runs from base 1 to 1146 and encodes 381 amino acids. NCBI's taxonomy places the organism in Eukaryota, Fungi, Ascomycota, Pichiomycetes, Serinales, Debaryomycetaceae. The record is from RefSeq and is a predicted model, not a curated record. Gene Ontology annotation, cellular component: peroxisome.
AUGUCUUCCAGCUACAAGCAACCCCCCCACAAAUUGACCAUGAUUCCUGGUCCAAUUGAAUUUUCGGAUGAAGUUCUCGGAGCUAUGGCCACUCCUUCCCAGGCCCAUACUUCGCCAGAAUUCGUGGCCACUUUCCAAUCGGUGUUGAAGAACUUGAGAAAGUUGUUCAAGUCUGAAGAUGCCGAGGCCCAACCCUACGUCUUGGCCGGUUCAGGAACUUUGGGUUGGGACGUUGCCAGUGCCAACUUGGUCAGUCCUGGCGACAAGGUGUUGGUGUUGUCCACCGGAUUCUUCUCUGACUCUUUUGCCGAGUGUUUGAAGGUGUACGGAGCCGACGUUGACGUGGUCACUGCUGAGGUUGGUGACGUGGUUCCUUUGAAGACCAUUACUGACAAGUUGAAGUCAGAAAAGUACUCUGCCAUCACCAUCACCCACGUGGAUACCUCCACUUCUGUUGUCAGCGACGUCAAGGCUAUUUCCGAGAUCGUCAAGAAGGAGUCUCCCGAAACAUUGAUCAUCGUGGAUGGUGUCUGUUCCAUCGGAGUAGAGGACUUGGAGUUCGACAAGUGGGGUGUUGAUUUUGCGUUGACUGCCUCCCAGAAGGCCAUUGGUGUCCCUGCAGGCUUGUCGAUCUUCUUCGCUUCCGGCAGAGCUGUGGCCAAGGCUUUGGCAAGAAAGGAAUCUACCUUCUUCGCCUCGUUGAAGAGAUGGACUCCCAUCAUGAAGGCCUACGAAAGCGGCAACGGUGCCUACUUCGCCACUCCUGCCGUCCAGACCAUCACCGCAUUGAAGGUAUCAUUGGACCAGAUUUUGGCUGAAACCUUGGACCAGAGAUUCGCCAAGCACGAGCAAGUGUCUUCCCAAUUCAAGUCCUCGGUGGAAAAGUUGGGAUUGAAGAUCCUCCCCGUCAACCACGAGGUUGCUGCCCACGGCUUGACUGCCGUCUACCUUCCUGAAGGCGUUGCUGCGCCUGAUCUUCUUGGUGCCUUGUCCAAGAAGGGCUUCACUGUGGCUGGUGGUAUUCACAAGGCUUUGGUGGGCAAGUACUUUAGAGUGGGCCACAUGGGCUUCUCUGUUUACGAGGGUCACGUUGACAAGCUUACUGCUGCUCUUCAAGAAUCGUUGACCGAGCUUGGCCAUAAAUAG